This is a messenger RNA of Melanotaenia boesemani (Boeseman's rainbowfish), 3958 nucleotides long. RefSeq names its product leucine zipper, putative tumor suppressor 1 (gene lzts1). The record is from RefSeq and is a predicted model, not a curated record. The transcript is spliced from 9 exons. Gene Ontology annotation, cellular component: dendritic spine. Gene Ontology annotation, biological process: regulation of synaptic plasticity; regulation of dendrite morphogenesis. The coding region runs from base 435 to 2393 and encodes 652 amino acids. NCBI's taxonomy places the organism in Eukaryota, Metazoa, Chordata, Actinopteri, Atheriniformes, Melanotaeniidae.
GUUCUGAGUGAAGGAGCAAGUGGGAGGGAGUUUAGGAGGGAGGCAACAAGGAUAUAGUGUAAAGAAAAAGAGAAGAAGAGUGAAGGAAUGUGACAGUGGGAGAUGGGACGGACUGACUGUAUCUAUCAAGUGUUAAAGAGGUGUGAGGAGAAUAUCCAGAGAGAACAUCAGCAACAAAAGCAGACAUCUCCUUUCUUUCCACACUGCUAGUUUGUAUCCAGUUAAGAGUGGUUUGUCCACAGUGGUCCACACAGCUUUGGGAGACACAGCAGCAGCAGCAGUGAGUGUUCCUAUGGGGACAGAGAGACUAUAAUGGAGAUGAAGCCAUGGACAGAACUUCUCUGGGGUCAUGAGACGUGUCUUCCCAACAAUCCUUUCUAACUUGACCAUCUGGACUUCGGCCCCAUCCUGUCCUUGCCUAUCCUUGCAGGGCCAUGGGUAGUGUGAGCAGCGUCAUUAAUGGGAACAGUCUCAACAGUAAACAGUGCAAGGCAUCUGAGAACAGGCUAAAGGAGGGAGCAAGCCACCAUAGGAAGAGUGGAGGUUGCAGUCUUGAUGGGUUACUGAAGUGUGGCUUUACUCAGGGUUCAUCUUCCUCUACUCAUCACUCUAAAGGCCUCUCCCACUCUAGGUCAGGAAGAAGUGAAGAUUUCUUUUAUAUCAAGGUGAAUCAUAAACCAAGGUCUGUGUACCAAAGAGAAAGAUCAAUGGAGGAACAAGUGAGAAGAGAUGGGGAAUCGGAUGGGCGUCAACAAACAAAACUGCUGUACAUGCCUGGAAAAAUGGCUGAGAGGACCUCUGCUGAGAAGUCGCUGGUCCAUUCCACUGCCUUCAAGCCUGUAAAUCCCAUGAGGACUUCCUCCACAGAGACAGGUCACCAUAGUCUGGACCACAUCCUUUGUCCUCUGAGAAAAGCAAGCAGUCCAAAUGCUGGAUACAAGCAAGACACCUUAGGGACUCUUUCUGACUCAGGGCGUAACUCCAUGUCCAGCCUGCCCACCCACAGCACUAGUGGCAGUUUAAGUGCUUCCACUGGCCCUGUCAGUCGCAGCGAUGGCAAGUCAGCUCUUGCAAGCAGCCUCAGCAAAGGACAACAACCCAAUUUCCCUCCAUGGGCCAACAGAAAUAACACAAAGCUUGACUGUAGUUACAGGACUGGUUUAAACAGCGUUGGGUUGGCUUCUAAGGCUAAUGAAGAUGCUGGCUCCCCGCAGUCUGCAGAUGAGCCAAGCACUCUCUCUGACACUGCAGGUGGGAUCCGGUCCCCCAUAACUACAGACGAGUUACUGAUUGGGCAUUUGGAACAGAGGUUGCUGGAGAAAGAAACUGAACUGCAGGAGCUACAGGUGAGUUUUGAGGAGAAGGAGGCUGACACCUGUCAGCUGUUUGAGGAGAGACAAAGGCACUGUGCUGAGGAGAUGGAGGGGCUGAAGCAGCGGUGCACCACAAAGCUGCAACAAGUGUCGCAAAUGGCUGCAAAAACACAUCAAGCACUACAGCUUCAAGCCAACCAGCUCCAGGCAGAAAACGAGAAACUUCAGGAACAAGUCUCCAGGCUGAAUCGAGAGAAGGAACUUGUUGAGCUUAGAUUGAGGUCUUAUGAGAAAGAAAGCGCACAGCUCACCCCAACACUUGAAGAAACUCAGUGGGAGGUGUGUCAGAAAACAGGAGAGAUCUCAUUACUGAAGCAGCAACUUAGAGAAUGCCAAACAGAUGUCAGUCACAAGCUUAAUGAGAUUGUCAGCCUCAGAGCAUUACUUAAGGAAAACACAGCAAAAACGGAGACGAUCGAGAAACAGAAUAAAGACUAUGAGGACAAACUCCACUCUUGCAACAUGGAUGUUGAGGUGUGCCAAAAUGAACUCCAGCGCAAAAAGAAUGAGGCUGAUUUUCUUAGAGAGAAAGUGAGCAAACUGGAGAAAGACAUUGAGGGAAUGAAACAAGAUCUGGCUGCAGCCAAUGACCAAAGGGUACAGCACAGUUUUGAACUUAACGCUCAUUCCCAGACUCAGGACUCAAGACCAAUUCCUGAUUUAGAGUCGACUGACCGGAGCCAGGAAGUAGAGAACAGAGAACACAUCUCCAGUGGAUCGCUCCAAAGAGAAGUGGAGAGACUGAAGCAGCAGCUCAGAGAGGAGAAGAAUGCUCAAGAGAGGCUGGCCAGCAGCUUUGAGCAGGAGAGGCAGACAUGGAACAAGGAGAAAGACAGGGUCAUCAAAUACCAGAAGCAGCUCCAGAUCAACUACCUGCAGAUGCAUAAGAAGAACCGAGACCUGGAGAGAAUCCUGAAGGAGCUCACAGCUGAACUGGAAAGUCGAACAGAGCUAAAAAUGGACAUAGGCUACAGCUCAGGGUUACAAACUUAUGAAGAUGUUAUUGCCACUGAGAUUUGAAAGGCACUCGCAUGUUUUUUACAAAACUAAUACCAGCUUGACUGGUUUUUUAUUCAACACACAUGUCCCACUGUAGCAUGCAACAUCACAGCAAAAGAUCAGUCACCGUUAUGUUGUGCUUUACCUGGAUUUAUUUAUUAGGAUGUGUAAACCUGUCUUUUGUGUCCACGCCAUCAAAAGGAAACACUACUGAAAACAGUUACUGCUGACAACACUUUUUAUUUGUUUAAAAGUAAAUAUUAGGUUAUUUAUUGUUCACAUGAGAACUGUGUUUUUAUGUAACUUUAUUGUCCAACAGGAGCAAUUAUUGUUGCUCUGCUGUGUAGUUUGAACAGUAGUUGAGAAUUAGAGGACCACUGAUUUGUUUCAAUUAAUGUCUGAUUGUAACAAAUGAUAAAAAAGCAUGAUAAUAUCUCAACAUCAGUCUGUUCCAGCAUGACUAAAUGACAGUGAUAUAUCAUCUACUGUAAGUGGAGGUAACUUAACCUUAAUACACCUGACCCUGUGUAUGUCACAGUAUGUUUCUACACUGUCUAUUCUUAGUGGUUUGAGCAUAGUUUCUUGCACAAAUAUCCACAUCCAUUUAAAAAUGUUAUCUACAUAACAAUACAUGUUAAAAUUAUGUUAAGCCAUUAUGCAUUUUCACCCUUUCAAUAUGCAAACAGACAACAGUGGAGUUAUUAUAUUCUGUUACAUUUUUAGUAUAUUUUGGUCACUCUUGUAGAUGUUGUAAAGUUUAAAUUUUGUUAUAAAUAACAUUUCAAUGAUCUUGCAAAUCUUUGCCAGUGAAAGUUUUUAUUCUGUUUAUUCAGGCGCAACAUGAAUUCCUAAUGCGAUGAGUAAAAAUCUUAAUAUAAUUUUUAAAACAACCUUCGCUCCAGUGAACAUAUAACAUAUAUCUUUGAUAUGACUGUCCUAACUUGUUUGCUAAUUCUAAAAAGUAAUUCUACAAAGACAGGAAGACAUCAAAUUGUUGGAUCAGUAAAAAGUAACUGCUUUGUAAUUAAGCAAACUUCAACUCUGGACUAAUUAGGGAAAAAAAUGCUUAAUAAACUUCCAAUGUGCCAUGUUAAAUCCUGAUACAAAAAUGCAGAUUAUGCAACACAUAUGGAGAACACCUCUAAGAGAAACAAUGCAUGAAUGUUUGAUUUCAUAUUGAGAGAAUAGUCAAAGAAUAAAGGGCAGUCACUGGGUUAUCUUUAUUUGUCUCCCUAAACUGUUCAUAUAGCUGUGUGAGUUAGAUUAUAGUGCUUUAUUGUGAGGAAAACAACACUUCCUGGUAGAAGUCCUAGCAUUUUUUUUUCCUUGAAGCCAAAAAAAACCAUAAAGAAAAAAAAAGCAAUUUACAAACGCUUUAUGCUUCAGUUAAAACACAUACCACAAGGACAAAACUGCUCCGAGCACUCAUGGACAUAGUGCAAGAAGAAUACGAACACCGCGCUAGUCAAGAAUGUGCAGUAAUCUGUUAACAAGAGUGCUUUAGAUUUCGAAGCUACAUACAAUUGUGUAAUUUUACCUCAGCAAGUCAGGGCGGAUUUGAAAGCAGACAGACUGAGUGGAGCUGA